AUGUCUUUCCGCGACGCACCUCCGCAGAUGCAGAUCUUCUAUGCCAGCAGGAUGGACCAAAAGAUAGGGGGUGAGACCCCACUGACGGAUUUCCAUGGUGUCUGGGUUACACUCCAGGAGCAGGAGUCGUUCCGCAAACGAUACGAGGAUAAGCAGGUAAAGUACAUUCGGAACAAUGACGACUGCAGCAGCACCUCGAAAAUUGAUCCGCUUGUGCAGAAGUGUUGGCAAGAAAUGUUCAAGACCGACAACCGCACAGCUGUGUUGGAGGCCUGUGCCGCAGAGAAGUUUGAAUGCACAUGGGACGAGCGGAACCGGUUGACAAUGACAAAUCUACAGCCAUUCGUACGCAGGCAUCCCGUGUCAGAUAAGCCAGUCUGGUUCAAUCACAUAAAUGUCUUGCACAAGGAUUCCAUGGCGCUCGACUACGAGCGAACAGCGGUGCUCUGGGGUGGCCUCUACGGAUUGUGGCCCAUGAUGUUGGGCAUCUAUUACCGUUCACUGUUUGGCCUGCUGGGCCUGUUCUGGCCGGAGACGGCGCUCGGGUCAACCACUACUUUCGAGCGCGGGGAGACCAUUCCUCCUGAGGACUUUUAUGCCAUGAAGCGUGCAAUCUGGCGCAAUUCAUUUCACCAGCCGUACCAGGUCCACGACGUCAUCGUUAUCGACAACUUGCGCGUCGGACAUGGCCGUGAGAUUUACACUGGUCCAAAGGUGUCGAGGCAGGUAAUGACAGCCUGGUCAGACUUGUAUCCUGCGCACUGGGUCUCGGACAGAAGUACGCUCUCUGAUGCAACGUCUGCCGUUCAGUGA
Molecule: messenger RNA, 813 nt
Organism: Prorocentrum cordatum
Lineage: Eukaryota; Dinophyceae; Prorocentrales; Prorocentraceae
Source: the annotation of a GenBank genome assembly